This is a messenger RNA of Podospora anserina S mat+, 873 nucleotides long. RefSeq lists its product as uncharacterized. The transcript has 2 exons. Gene Ontology annotation, cellular component: membrane; cytoplasm. The record is from RefSeq and is a predicted model, not a curated record. Bases 1 to 873 code for a protein of 290 amino acids. NCBI's taxonomy places the organism in Eukaryota, Fungi, Ascomycota, Sordariomycetes, Sordariales, Podosporaceae.
AUGUCGUCCAUCAAGAUUGAGCGGGACACCGUUCAGCAGACCAUCACCGAUGCCGCCAAGAGCGUGAGCAAGAAGGAUGUUGGCUUCGUGGGCAGCACCGCCGCCGCCAUCGCCGAGGCUGCCCACGGCGACCUUCCCGGCACCACUGGAAAGCAUCCCAUCUCGGCCGUCGUCGGUACUGCCCUCACCGGCGGCAGAAAGAAUGCCGGGACAAAGGGUUACCUCGCUGCCUACCUCCGCCAACUAGAGACCAACCCUCUGCGGACCAAGAUGCUCACGGCCGGCACGCUCGCUGGCGCUCAGGAGUUGAUCGCAUCGUGGCUGGCCAAGGACCGCAACAAGCAUGGCAACUACUUCACAUCCCGCGUGCCCAAGAUGGCCACCUAUGGCGCACUUGUCAGCGCUCCCCUCGGCCACUUUUUGAUCUGGCUCUUGCAGAAGACCUUCAGCGGCCGUACCAGCCUGCGUGCCAAGAUCUUGCAGAUUCUCGUCAGCAAUUUGAUUAUUGCCCCCAUCCAAAACACCGUCUACCUCGUCGCCAUGGCCUUGAUCGCGGGUGCCAAGAACUUCCACCAAGUAAAGGCCACGGUCAAGGUUGGCUUCUGGAAGGUGAUGAAGGUGAGCUGGAUCACCUCGCCUCUCUGCCUGGCCUUUGCCCAGAAGUUCCUGCCCGAGCACACAUGGUUGCCCUUCUUCAACCUUGUGUCCUUCAUCAUCGGCACCUACAUCAACACCAUCACCAAGAAGAAGCGCCUGGCGGCCCUCCGCAAGAAGCACUUUGGUGAGGGCCGCGCUCCCGGCCCCAGCGGUGCCCCCUCGACUCUGGGCCGCCCUGAGGAUUACCCCCCUCUCGGCCCAAACCCCCCUUACUAA